AUGUAUGCAAUAGUGAACACAGGCGGCAAGCAGUACCGGGUGGAGCCCGGCGACACGGUGCGCGUGGAAUCCUUGCCCGGAGAUCAGGGCGACCUGAUUGAGCUUGAAGAUGUGCGCCUACUGUCGGACGACGAUGGAGGGGUAACCGUCGGCGCGCCCAACGUUGAUGGCGCGAAGGUUACGGCUGAGGUCGUGGCACAAGGACGGGGCAAGAAGGUCAUCGUCUUCAAGUACAAGGCGAAGACUCGCUACCGCAGGAAGCAGGGUCACCGACAGAACUUCACCGAACUGCGCGUGACCGACAUUUCAUAUAACAAGGAUUAAGGGGUAAGUGAGAUGGCACAUAAGAAAGGCGGCGGCAGCACACGCAACGGACGAGACAGUAAUUCCAAGAGGCUCGGCGUGAAGCGCUAUGACAC
Messenger RNA from Geodia barretti, 419 nucleotides. Lineage: Eukaryota; Metazoa; Porifera; Demospongiae; Tetractinellida; Geodiidae. The record is from the annotation of a GenBank genome assembly.